UAAUGUUCGUGAAGUUUUUAUAGAGCGGAUUGCUAAGUAAUUAAAAAUUAAGCUUGGGAAACUGAUUUGAAGUUUCUUGAAUGGGGGCUCAAGAGAAACAUGCGAAUGACAGGCGGAUAUCGGACCUCAGGUCAGUUUUACUUCGAAGGGUGUCCGAUCCUCCUUAAGAUACAAAAAUGAAAUACUAACAAACAUAAAUGUAUGAGGGCGUCCCACUGCCCACGCCACUGUUAAGUAGUAACGCCAAUCAAUAGUCCAGAACCGCAGAUGAAGCCCUGACUUUAGUCAAUGGCACAUCUGGACCGCAGCUGCUCUGCCUCUCCCCAUCCUCCGUGCGCUCUGCCAAUCAACGCGUGCCGUCUGCCCGAGCCAGCUGGUGAGGCGAGUCGUGUCAGGCACGUGCGUUCAAACUUUCCACUCCGCUGGGCGCUGGGUGAAAUGGAGCGGCUCGCGAGUGUAAGCCACGCACGCUUCCUCUGAAAUGUUGCCGCUUUACUGUACUUCAGUUUCGGUAAAGGUGGAAGCCGGCAAGUGAUCGCUCUCUGAUCGCUGCAGAGCACCAACUUUAUCAAGCCUGUAAAAACCCGCUUUCCCUCCCCAGAGCAGCCAUUGACAAUUCAAUCUGCCGCUCAGCUUGCAGAAACUGCGGGUCCCCUUGGUCCGAAUAAGGCUGGCUGGCUGUUACUGCUCCUGCCUGCGAAGCAUGGAUGACAAGCCUCUGGAUGACAACGCUGCCGGCACCGAGCAGGAGUCUCUGUCCUACCAGAAGAGAAUCUGGAAAAACCUGCCUUUCUUGAGCCCGAAAUUUGGCACUGAUCGCCGCAGUGCGGAGCCCAAGAAAGAGGCAGGCAAAUGGACCUUUAAGACUAAAAGGAAUAAAGUGCUCGAUCGCGUCUUCUCGUCCUCUCAGCCUAAUUUGUGCUGCUCGGUGUCGGAGCCGCUGGACAACGAACACUUCUUCUGCAGUAAAGGAGAGGAGCCCGAGGCGCUCGGGCAAACCGUAAAGCUCUCCGGAUCGCCGGGGCUGGACGUCGGCAGCAAAGCUAAAAUGCAGAAACACGGCAGCCCCAGCAAGCCCGUCGUGUCUCACUUAGUGCUGUCCCACCAGAAAAGCUCAUCCUUGGGAUCCGCUUCUUUCGAGAGACUGGUGGAGCCCGCCGAUCAUGGUAGCCUGCGGAAGAACGCUAGCGAUUCUGGUAUAAAUAAAGUUGGUCCAAGUAAUGCAGAAACUUCAACAUCUAAUCCAGGAAUGUUCCAGCUGGACAUUGUAUUGAAGAAAGGCCACAACUUAGCCAUACGAGAUAGAGGAGGGACAAGUGACCCCUACGUUAAGUUUAAGAUAGCUGGAAAGGAAGUUUUUAGAAGUAGGAUAAUACACAAGAACCUCAAUCCUGUAUGGGACGAGAAAGUUAGCCUUCUAAUUGAAAACCUCAAGGAGCCUCUCUAUGUGAAGGUUUAUGAUUAUGACUUUGGACUGCAAGAUGAUUUUAUGGGAUCAGCAUACCUGCGACUUGAGUCUUUGGAGCAGAAAAGGCCCAUGGAGGUGACGUUAACUCUGAAGGAUGUCCGUUACCCAGCACACAAUCUGGGCUCUCUGCUAUUGUCUGUCUCUAUAUACCCUAAAGAGGGCAUCACUAGAGAAGCUACUAUGCAUUUGAGAAGGAGUUGGAAAAGAUCAAGUAAGCACCAGUGCCAGAGCUUGCGAUUAUCAGAGGUGCACAGAAAAUCCCAGCUGUGGAGGGGAAUUGUUAGCAUCAGCCUCAUAGAAGGUCGCAAUCUGAAGCCUAUGGAUAACAAUGGCUUUAGUGAUCCUUAUGUUAAAUUUAGACUUGGACAUCAAAAAUACAGAAGCAAGACAAUGCCUAAAACUUUGAACCCCCAGUGGAGAGAGCAGUUUGAUUUCCAUUUGUAUGAUGAAGAAGGGGGUGUGAUUGAUAUCACUGUGUGGGAUAAGGAUGCUGGAAAGAGGGAUGACUUUAUGGGCAGGUGUCAAAUUGACCUUUCCAGCUUGACUAAAGAACACACACACAAACUGGAAUUAAACCUUGAGGGGGGCGAAGGAACACUGGUCAUGCUGGUCACCUUAACUGCCUCUACUGCUGUUAGUAUCUCUGACAUGUCUGUUAACAUCCUUGAUGACCCCAAAGAACGCCAGGCAAUUGUCACGAGAUAUAGCUUCAGGAAGUCUUUUCACAAUCUUAAGGAUGUGGGAGUAAUCCAGGUGAAAAUAAUCCGUGCUGAAGGUUUAAUGGUGGCUGAUGUCACAGGCAAAAGUGACCCAUUCUGCGUUGUUGAGUUAGGCAAUGACAGACUGCAGACGCACACUGUCUACAAGAAUCUAAACCCGGAGUGGAACAAGGUUUUUACUUUCAAUGUUAAAGAUAUCCACAGUGUCCUCGAGGUGACGGUUUAUGAUGAAGACAGAGAUCGGAGUGCAGACUUUUUGGGCAAGGUUGCCAUCCCUCUGCUCUCGAUUCAAAAUGGUGAGCAGAAAGCCUACGUCUUGAAAAACAAGCCGCUGACAGGGCCAACAAAGGGGGUCAUCUAUCUCGAAAUAGAUGUGAUUUUUAACGCUGUGAAGGCUGGCAUUAGAACAUUAACUCCCGUUGAGCAGAAGUAUAUAGAGGAGGAACCAAGGGUUUCCAAGCAGCUGCUGCUGAGGAAUUUCAAUCGUGUAAAACGCUGUAUCAUGGCUCUUAUCAACGCUGGAUACUACAUUAACAGCUGUUUAGAAUGGGAAUCACCACAGAGGAGUCUGGCGGCCUUUGUGCUCUUUCUUCUUGUGGUUUGGAAUUUCGAGUUCUACAUGAUUCCACUGGCAUUACUGCUGACCUUGGCCUGGAACUACAUUCUCAUUAUAUCAGGAAAGGACACUAGAACUGAUAUGCAGCAGGCAGUGGAGGACAUGUUAGAGGACGAAGAAGAAGAAUACGACAAAGAUGACAAGGAUUCAGAGAGAAAAGGAUUCAUGAAUAAACUUUUUGCCAUACAGGAGGUCUGCAUCAGCGUACAGAAUGCCUUGGAUGAGGUUGCCUCUUAUGCCGAAAGGAUAAAAAAUACCUUUAACUGGACAGUGCCUUUCCUGAGUUGGCUCGCCAUUGUUGCACUUUGUGUCGCCACAGUUAUUCUCUACUUCAUUCCCUUAAGAUAUAUUGUGCUCAUCUGGGGUGUUAAUAAAUUCACAAAGAAACUUCGUGACCCAUAUACAAUUGACAACAACGAGCUGCUGGACUUCCUCUCUCGAGUUCCUUCAGAUGUACAAGUGGUGCAGCACCAAGAACUGAAAUCCGAUUCCAGUCACAGUCCAAAUAAAAGAAAGAAAAACAACCCAGGGUAGCCAGCAUUCUCAAAAGGCUUCAGCUCUUCACGACUCUCUUUAACUAUGAAAGGACGGGCCUUAACCAGCACACCACCUUUGUUAUUUUACUUUUUUCCUGUACUUGCUAUUUAUUAUUUUUUUGUAUAUAAUGUACAGAUUGAAAAGAUGCAAAUAUAAAUAUAGUUAUGUAUAAUUUACAUUGUACAAUGCACUUUUAAUUUUACCUAGAUUGAGGUAGAGGUGUCUGAUUUUGGUUGCUUAGCAUAAGAGGUUAUGAGUGUCUGUUUCUGUAAUUCAGCCUUGCAUACAUGUUGAAAGGAGUACAGCAACAACCAAAAAGUAAAGAUUCCAAAAAAUAGCCAAUCAGAAAUGAGAAAUAUUUUCUGAAAGACUAAAUUAUCUGUCACUAUUAUUUACAAUGCAGAAUGUGUUAUAAGAACAUAAGGAAUGUUUGGAUGUGAACAGGCCAUUAAGUACAAUAUACCCAAUCAGUUAUGAGGACAAAUGUCCCCUUUUGAAUGUUCAACAGGGGUAUUUGAGAACAUUCACAACACCCUUAGUGGCACGACUAUUUACAAGUCAAAUUAAAACAUUUUACACAAACAAGCCACCUAAGGACAGCAAAGAACAGAGACACUGACCACAGAAACACUCCUUCAUAGUUUUGCAUAAGAAGCAAUAAAAAGUGUAUCAUCGUAACUGUUGGCACUGCCAUAUUAGUGUUACUGCCAUUUAGGCAGAUGACUAACGAAAUGAAACAAUGUGAGCAAUGAGGGUACACAUCUCUCACAACACAAGGGCUGCUGGGACUGCUGAACAUUUGCCUAAUAUGCAAUGUGGAGAUAUGAAGACAAAAUGUAUAGUAGUAAAGAAUAAAACUUUUUAUUUUCCUGUCAGCUUACAAUCUCACAUAAAAACAACUGAAGGAAGCCCAAGGAAGAGCACAAUGUUUUCGCAAAGUCUGGGGCACCUUCUGUCUUACAGUAGGUAUAAACAACUAGGUGUCUUUAGUUCAGCAUAUCUCCAUUAUUUAUAGUAUUUAGUACAUAUACUAGUUUAGCAAUAACACAUUUUCAAGAAACCUAUGACUAACAUUUGUCUUCCUUUUCUUUAUUGUUAUCCAUCCCAUUCCCUCUUUAAGCUCAUAUCACGAAGCUUUAGGCACAUUUUGAAGCAAAAUAACUUCUUUUUUUAAAUGUAAUGUGCCUUCUUUUUUUUCUUAGCGGUUAACCUCAGUGGCAUCUCUGCAUUAAGUGCAGGUUGGGCACUGCCCACCCCCCAUCCCUCAGUAGAUGGCGUACGUUUAUCAGAAAUGAAGUAAUUUGGAUACUCCAUUUAACAACUUAUAUAUUGUUAAAAUGUUUAAAGCAAAUGUAACUUAGAUUGUCUUAAUACAAUUUCUUAUUUAGAAAAAUAUUUCUUUUUGGAGUACUGUAUGUGAAACUUUUCAUUGUGCCUGGGCACCUUCAGCCUAUUUCUGGGUUUCUCAGACGGGCCUUUGACCCAGCAGUGCCCUAGGCAGACCUUUGUUGUGUAUGCAUGUGAAGCUUACCGCCCCUUUAAAUGACUGAAUGAUUUUUUUGGUGUAAUUUUAAGCGUGUGUAAAUUUGCACACCUCACUAUCUUGGAUUAAUCAUAAUCAUUGUAAUCACUUGCAUUUGUAUGUUUAAUACAAUUUAGCAUUAAACAAAAAUAAUGUAUGAAUAUUCAUCUGCUUUUGGUGUUUAGUUUUGAAACUGAAGCAGAGAUAUUUUUAACACUGUCCUAACACUGUGGUUUCAGUGUAAGACAAAAUAAUAUAUUGAUAAAUCUUCAUUAUGUGUUAUUUUUUAGUGGGAUUAUAUAGCGGACAUUUUAUCAUAACAGGUACUGGCACCCUAAUGUUUCACGGUGCCCUCCAUGUGGCUUCAACAGUCUUUUCUCAGCCACAGCCAAUCCUGCACAUUCACUCCACCAGCUCCACCUCACAACACUCAUGUAAGCUCAGAGAUAACACAAUCUGCACUAACUUUCCCUAACUCCAUGAGCAGAUCCAAGAAACUCACCAGUAGCCAUGUACCUAGGCUGAAGGAUUUAAACAGAGGAGUGGAUCUCCUAACUGCUACUCUUUAUGUGCUUGAUCAUCUCCUUUUCUCAUUCUUUAUCACUCACACACACCACCCUCAGUUUAGGCUCCUUGCUUCUCAGGAUAAAUUCUGACAGUCCGUGACAAGGACACCUUUAUAGAGUCUCCUUUCAUGGUCUUUGUGGGCCUAAUCACUUCCCAGAAUUUUCAUGCCAAAAACGCACACAUAUACAGUAUAUAAAGGUGUUACCAUAGACUUCGAUGUUGAAAGAAUUUGUUCCGUUUCACAUUCUUGACUAACACCAGAGCCUGAAGAGAUGCAAAAAAAAAAAAAAAAAAAAAGGUAAGACAGCAUUUAGGGCCCAUUUUCAUGCUAUUAUUUCUAAAAUCUCAAUUACAACAAAAGAGAAACAUGAUUGCUUUAAAUUGUACUGAAAUUAACAAGAGCAAAGCUGCACAUACCGUACUAGACAUUAAAAUAUAGCUCCCUUGUGGUCAGUUUAUACAAUGAAGACAACGAUGGAAGAGUAAUUGCUCAAUGAUUUAAAUCAAUUAGUAAACACUGCCAAUAGUUUGAUAGAAUUCUGAAGAGAAUGUUUAUUUGGAGUGCAUCAGAUGUACUGCCAGCAGAACACAAACACUCCAGCAUUGGACUCAAUAUUCAAUCGUUUAAAUCCAAAGUUGUGGACUUUAGUUAUAGAAGGAGGCAGUUGGUUUGUAAUAUCAAACAGUUGCCUUCAGCUUCAUACUUUUGCUGACUUCACUGACAAGAUGAUGACAUCUUUAACAAUCAUUUUAUUACCGAAGUCGGUCAUUUCUCAAUCAACAGUCCAGAAAUCUUCCAGUGUUUUUCAUACAAUGGCAUAUUAUGGGUGGCUUUGGACAUGUUGGUUGAAUAGGAAUUGGGUAAUGUUGGUCUGACUGGCCUGUUCUCAUCCAAUCUUUUAUACUCUUACAAUGUGGAUGUGGUCCAAACUACACCCAGUGGGUACUUAUUGCAUGUAUUACUUUGAUUGUGCUGCCACAGUCAUCAUAACAGGAUGUUAAGGCUCUGGUUACUUGACCUAAAUGCAUCCGAAUAGUGCCAAGCUCAACCAUAAAGGGGUAGGUGAGACAUUUUGUUCUUUAAGCAGCUCUGCCUUAACUGAACCAAGACCGAUCAUCCAAGACCGAGUCCAAAGACAGCUGGAGAAAUUUGACUUUUCCUACUGUAUGUGUUACAAAAUGAUAGGCAGAAUCUUAAAAGCUGAGAAACUCUUUUCCGAGUGCUCUGGAUACUCUGCCCUUCAAAUGCAAGACAGAAUCAGGAAAGACGACAAACAACAAACAAGAUUCUCUUGUCAACACAUCCAGGCUAAAUGAACUGGUUUGCACUGCCUUUUCCUCUUACACCUCUGAACUCAAGACCUGCCUUGAGAAUUCAAAUGUCUAAGCUUUGAACUGUUGCUAAAGAGCCUUUCGUCUUUUCUCUUGGCCGUGGCUUGAGCUCAGAUGAGAAGCUAUCUUUCUUAAGAGGCAAUGUUUUAAAAAUAAAAAUGUCAACACUAACUCUCCCACUGCAAUUUGCAGUUGUAGCUUUUCUCCCGAGUGGUGAUGUUGUGCUGGCUUUGUUGACAUUACUGAAAGAAGGUGAGAAUAGGCGUUAAAAUUGGAAAAAAAAGAAAAAAAAAAAAAAAAAAAGAA
Messenger RNA from Erpetoichthys calabaricus (reedfish), 7067 nucleotides. It is a transcript of the gene mctp1a, whose product is annotated as multiple C2 domains, transmembrane 1a. Gene Ontology annotation, biological process: regulation of neurotransmitter secretion. Bases 704 to 3337 code for a protein of 877 amino acids. The record is from RefSeq and is a predicted model, not a curated record. Lineage: Eukaryota; Metazoa; Chordata; Cladistia; Polypteriformes; Polypteridae. Gene Ontology annotation, cellular component: synaptic vesicle membrane. Gene Ontology annotation, molecular function: calcium ion binding. The transcript is spliced from 21 exons.